Messenger RNA from Capsicum annuum, 2619 nucleotides. RefSeq names its product calcium-dependent protein kinase. The record is from RefSeq and is a predicted model, not a curated record. The coding region runs from base 352 to 1920 and encodes 522 amino acids. Gene Ontology annotation, molecular function: calcium ion binding; calcium/calmodulin-dependent protein kinase activity; calmodulin binding. The transcript has 7 exons. Gene Ontology annotation, biological process: intracellular signal transduction; protein autophosphorylation; peptidyl-serine phosphorylation. Lineage: Eukaryota; Viridiplantae; Streptophyta; Magnoliopsida; Solanales; Solanaceae. Gene Ontology annotation, cellular component: cytoplasm; nucleus.
UCCGCCUAUUUGGGAAAUGUUGUUUGACGAAAACAAGGGGUAUUGAGAAAAGAAAGAUGAAGCAGAAAAACACGCACACCCAAAUAUGCAAACAAAACAAUAAACAGAGUUUAAUCCCCUUGGCAUUUUCUGAUUCUGAGGACAUUCUCCGUUUUCAACUUUGCCAAGCAUUAUCUCAUUUUUUGGUUUCUUUGUUACAAUCCAAAAUCUUGAUUGAUGUGAUAGAAAAAAUUGACAUAGUCAAAAAUCGAAAAACAAAUUCAAAUUAAUAUUCCUUUCAUUCAAUAUUGUCAUAAAAAACACAAACUUGUCAAUGUAAAAAGAAUUCAAUCUUGAUUUAGAGUUGCAGAAAUGGGUGGUUGUUUUAGCAGGAACAAAUAUGCACAACGAGAUGGUAAAGGGUACAGACCAAGACCGAGAAAAGGGAGCAGUUCUGCAUAUCACCAUUACAAACACCCAGUUUACUAUCAUGAAGCCUAUCCAAGACCACCCCAAGAGAGGCCCUCCUAUAAGCCACUGCCACAACCGCAACAACAACAAAAACAAAAGCAGGCUCACCAAGUUACAGUGAAAAUUACUCAACCACGUAUUCAAGUAAUACAGAGAAUAGGACAAGAUGCCAUUUUGGGUAAGCCAUUUGAAGAUAUUAAAGCACACUACACACUUGGGAGAGAAUUGGGUAGGGGUCAAUAUGGAGUUAUUUACCUUUGUACUGAGAAUUCUACUAGGCAACAUUAUGCUUGCAAGUCUGUCUUGAAGAGGAAGCUUGUGUGUAGGAAAGAUAGGGAGGAUAUUAAGAGGGAGAUUCAAAUUAUGCAGCAUUUGAGUGGGCAAUCAAAUAUAGUGGAAUUCAAAGGUGCUUAUGAAGACAAUUACUCAGUGCACCUUCUGAUGGAACUUUGUGCUGGAGGGGAAUUGUUUGAUAGAAUUAUUGCCAAGGGAUAUUACUCUGAAAAGGAUGCUGCUGAUAUUAUCAGACAGAUAGUAAAUGUAGUCUAUAUUUGUCAUUUCAUGGGUGUUAUGCAUAGAGAUCUCAAGCCAGAGAAUUUCUUAUUGACUAGUAAGGAUGAACAUGUAAUGCUUAAGGCUACUGAUUUCGGGCUUUCUGUCUUCAUUGAAGAAGGUAAGGUGUACCGCGAUAUAGUUGGUAGUGCAUACUAUGUAGCUCCUGAAGUAUUGAGGCGCAGUUAUGGAAAGGAAGCUGAUGUAUGGAGUGCAGGUGUUAUUUUGUAUAUUCUACUUAGUGGUGUACCUCCAUUUUGGGAUGAAACUGAAAAGGGAAUAUUCCAUGCUAUACUAAAAGGAGAAAUUGACUUUCAAAGUGAUCCAUGGCCAUCCAUUUCAAAUUGUGCCAAGGAUCUUGUUCGAAAAAUGCUAACACAGGAUGCGAAAAACAGAAUCACGUCAGGAGAAGUUCUUGAACAUCCAUGGCUUCAAAGUGGAGAAGCAUCAGACAAACCAAUAGACAGUGCAGUGCUCUCCAGAAUGAAGCAGUUCAGGGCAAUGAACAAGCUCAAGAAACUAGCACUGAAGGUCAUUGCAGAAAAUUUAUCUGAAGAAGAAAUUAAAGGUCUGAAAUCUAUGUUUGCAAACAUGGAUACAGACAAUAGUGGGACAAUAACUUACGAAGAAUUAAAAUCAGGAUUGGCUCGCCUUGGAUCAAAGCUUUCAGAGGCUGAAGUUAAGCAACUUAUGGAAGCUGCUGAUGUGGAUGGAAAUGGAACGAUUGACUACAUUGAGUUUGUUACUGCAACAAUGCAUAGACAUCGACUUGAAAGGGAUGACCAUCUGUUCAAAGCUUUUCAGUAUUUUGAUGCAGACCAUAGCGGAGGUUCAAACCUGGAUUUGUGUAUGAAUGUUGGUGGCCAACUUUACCCACUCCUGAUAUUGAUCCACCAUCUGAAACUGCUCCACAACUAGAAUCUGAGAAUUCUUCAAGGCCUGCUUCUCUUGAGCCUACUCGACGAUCUACCAGAGUAUCUCGUACUCCUAAUUGGUAUGGCUUUUCACCUACUUUAUCCACCAUUUUUGUUCCAACUUGUUACUCACAAGCUUUUAAGCAUGGAUGUUGGUAGAAAAUAAUGGAGGAAGAACUUUUGGCUCUUAAAGAAAAUGACACAUGGGAUAUUGUUUUAUGUCCUUCAAAUGUCCAUCCAAUUGGAUAUAAAUGGGUUUAUUCAAUUAAACUUUAUCCUGAUGGAACUCUUGAUCGGUACAAAGCUUGGUUGGUUGUUCUUGGUAACAGAAAAGAGUAUGGUGUGGGCUAUGAGGAGACUUUUGCACUGGUAGCAAAAAUGACUACGGUGCAAACUAUUAUUGCCAUUGUUGCUUCACAAAACUGGGCUCUUCAUCAAAUGGAUGUGAAAAAUGCUUUUCUUCAUGGUGAUCUCAAAGAGGAUAUUUAUAUGAAACCUCUACCAGGUUUUUCCUUAUUGCCUACAUCAGAUGUACAUAAGUUGAAGAGGUCUUUGUAUGGAUUAAACAAGCCCCCAGAGCUUGGUUUGACAAAUUUCGUCUUACUUUGCUACAAAUCUCUUUUGAGCAGAGCAAAUAUGACUCUUUAUUUCUUCGAAAAACAUUUGCAGGUUGUAUUCUUCUUUUGGUAUAUGUAGAUGACAU